GAAAACAAAUAAGAUAUUGAUCAAUUAUUUAAUAAAUUAGUAAGUUUAUUUAUUAUAUACUUGGCUUAUAAUUAUAGAAUGAGUGAAAAUAAAUUUUAGCAUGAUGGAAUUUAUGCUUUGCAUGUUAUCUAAAACUAACAAAAGCAAAUUAAUAUGUAAAACUAGCAUUAAAGGAAAUCGAGUGUGACUAGCACUGUUGUUGGAUAACAUAAUUAAAGUGUUUCGAGCUAACUUAAUUAAAAUGGUAUGAAUAAAGUUUAGCUAUAGAAUUAAUAAAAAGAGAACUAACAAAAUAGCAGACAUUAAACGUCUUAAUCUUACGCUGACUUCAUAGCAGAGAAAGCAAAUGAGUAUAGAUAACACAAAAAUAGCAGAUUUGAAUAAAAAAUGCAGCCUUAGCCUCCUUAACUCUCUUAGCGCAGUCCUAAAGGCAGCAACCUUUCAGUUUGGGCUACUGAAAAGGAGAAUAGAUUUGACUGGAUAGGCAAAGAAUAGAAGAAAUACUUCUAAGAAAUUAAUGGACAGUUAAAAUCUUAUAAGGAAAUUUAAGUUAAUCAAAGUACACAAGGUUCUUGGUAAAAUUUAAUAGAUAAAACGCCUAUAACUGAGCAAUAUUAGAAAAAGCGAUCUCUCUCAAGAGAUGCUAAUACAAAAUAGAAUACUCUGAGAGUUCUUCAUCCCGAAUAACAAGAAACCCCUCGAUUUAACCCUUGCUUCAAAGGUGUUGUGAUGUAAGAGCAAAUAAAUCCUUUAAAACUUGAAGAAAGAGCUAGGGAAAAUAAAAUUCAGAAAAAGCACUAAAAUAAUUUAUAGUCAUAUGAAAAGAUUGUUAACAAAGGUGUAAUACCAGAUACUACAGGAAGAGAGAUUGCAAUUUCUCGUAGGAAGUCAACAGAUAUUAAAAUGAAAUAUGAUUACUCAACACGAGUAGUCUUAAAAACCGAAGAAGGAGUACCAAUCAAAUAUAGUCCAUCUAAAAUAAGAUAAAUGUAUGAAGAUGCUUACAAUAAUAAUAUGAGCAGUGUAAUAUUUUAAACUGAUAUUUCUCAUAGUAACGAAUCAUUUGUCUUGCCUUAAAAAAUUACAUAAUCAAAAUUCAUUUAAUCAGUAUCAACUUUAAAUAAUUAUGAGACUCCCAAUGCUGUUAUCAAUCCUCAGAUUAACAAUUUCUUAGAAUAAAAGAGUGUUAUAAAUAAUUAAUCUAAUAUUUUAAAAGAUUCCUAACGAAUUUCUAAGCCACCACUAACUUAAAAUACUAUUGUAGAAAAAAAUAGCAACAAUAACAAACUGAGCAUAUAGUAGCAACAUUUUUAAAAGUCAUAAAAUAAUAAAGAUGUAUAGUAAAAUAGCUAACCUUCUAAUAAAAAUAAAGGUAAUACUAGCUAAUAAACACAAAACAAUACUUCUUCUAUUCAUUGUCGUAAGAGUUCCUAAGGCUAAUUGCUUAAAUAGGAAUAUUCAACAUAAAAUAACGAAUAGACUAAUGUAAAGAAAAAUUAAAUGGAAUUACACAACAUUCCAUAAGAUAAAACUCCUGAAUAAAUAAAAAAGAACUAUUAUAAUGUAGACUAUAAAUUCAACUAAAACAGAUAGAGAUCGAAUUCAAAAAGAAGGUCAUCCUAGACUGAUGUUUUAAGAGCAGGAGAUAGACUUUGGACAGAUGUAAGGGAUCAAAAUUAAGAAGAGCUUAAUAAAGAUCCAAGUAGGGAAAGGCUAAAGACUAAUACUUCAGACAGAUAUAAUUUUUAAGGAAACUAAGAAUUCUGGCAGAGUUAAAAAUAAGAAUAAUUGUGGAAACAAGAAAUGAAACUUAAAGAAAAGUAAAAUAACAAUAUCAUAUUAGACGAUCGAAAGAAGAUAAAUAGAAGAACAUAAAGUUUAAGUACAAAUUUGCUGACCGAAAACUCCACAAAUUUAAACGAUUUAAUCAUUACUGAAAACUAAUAAUAGAAUAAUUAAAAAGAAAAUUAAUUAAACCAAAGCUAAAAAAUAUAAAAUCCAUAUAAUAAUAUAGUAAAACCAUAGUAGAGUCAGAUUCCCUUCUAGAUACAGCCUUAAAUAGAUAGAAGAAAUAGUAUUAACAAUCCUAAUAACAGUAAUAAUUAAAGAUUUAAUACAGUAGAAAACACAACUUUAGCUGCUUAGAAUAGCUUAAGAAACUCUCCUUAUAGAACUAGGUAAAAUAGUCAAUCAUAUAACAAUAAUGACUAUAAUUGCAUUUAAUAUUAAACAUUUACCCAAGAAAACUCUAAGAACAAUACUCCAAGAUAAUAUGAUUACAGUCCAUAGUAAAGAGUUCAAACUAAAUCGAUUGAAACAUCUAACAAAUAAUAUGAUAGAGAUUAAACCCCAAAGCAUUUCUAUAAUAUCGAGUUUAACCAAGCUAAGGCAAUUAAGUAAAAAAUGUAAAGAAGCUAGAUCUAAUUUUGA
This is a messenger RNA of Tetrahymena thermophila SB210, 2430 nucleotides long. RefSeq lists its product as hypothetical. The transcript has a single exon. The record is from RefSeq and is a predicted model, not a curated record. NCBI's taxonomy places the organism in Eukaryota, Ciliophora, Oligohymenophorea, Hymenostomatida, Tetrahymenidae.